Amaranthus tricolor (Joseph's coat) is the source of this 1038-nucleotide messenger RNA. RefSeq lists its product as uncharacterized. Gene Ontology annotation, biological process: RNA processing. The coding region runs from base 241 to 840 and encodes 199 amino acids. Gene Ontology annotation, molecular function: RNA binding. The transcript is spliced from 7 exons. Lineage: Eukaryota; Viridiplantae; Streptophyta; Magnoliopsida; Caryophyllales; Amaranthaceae. Gene Ontology annotation, cellular component: nuclear exosome (RNase complex); cytoplasm. The record is from RefSeq and is a predicted model, not a curated record.
CAAUUUGGGGAAUAAUAUUGCUUUUACUCUACAUUUCUAAUUCCCCAUAAUUCCAUUCAAUCCCGCUCCUGAUUCCCCUUACUUCCUACUUUCUUACCCAUUUUGUCCAGCAGUAGGCAGCCCCUUCAUCCCAACAACUCCACCUUCAUCCUUUACUGGCCCACCAUCAACCUCCCGCGUGCUGCACUCAGUAUCAAACCAUAUAGCAUUCUGAUCCCGACGUUAAGAAACCGUGAAAUAAUGAGAGAACAAGAUGGAGAUAACACAGAAAAGGUAAGUCCAGGAGAUGUUGUUGGUAAGGCUAUUGAACUUAUACCUGGUAAAGGUACUUACCUUGCUGCUGAUUCCGCUGGCAAUAAACUCAUUUACGCUUCUCUUACUGGCUGCCUCACCCUUUCUCCUCAUUCUCAAGAUAAGAGGUCAGUUGCGGAGGUAACCGGUCAUAAAGCGCAUGGUGCGGUCCCUGAACCUGGUUGUACAGUCCUUGCCCGAGUCAAAAAGGUGAUGGCUAAAAUGGCUUCAGCAGAUAUCAUGUGUGUUGGCAGCAAGUCUGUCAGAGAAAAGUUCACAGGCAUAAUCAGGCAGCAGGAUGUAAGAGCAACUGAGAUUGACAAGGUUGAUAUGCAUGCUUCAUUCCGAGCCGGUGAUAUUGUCAGGGCAGUAGUUCUAUCCUUGGGAGAUGCAAGGGCAUAUUACUUGUCAACAGCAAAGAAUGAGUUGGGUGUUGUAUCCGCCGAAAGCACUGCAGGUGAGACAAUGAUACCAAUUAGUUGGACAGAGAUGCAAUGUCCUAUAACAGGCCAAAUUGAGCAGAGAAAAGUUGCUAAGGUUGGAAACUGAGGUCGAUAUGUUUCAAGCCAUCCGGAUAUUUUGUGAUGUAAUUUUUUGUACUUGAAUUAUGUUGAUGUAAUCAACUAAUCAUGAACGUUAUGUUUUCUAUGAUAAUCAUGAAUUUCCUAGUUUUAAUUGAAGGAUUGGAAUAUAUGUAUAGACAAAUACAUUAUCUUAGCAAAAUUAAUUGAUUUUAAAAGCUAAAAA